Messenger RNA from Alnus glutinosa, 2446 nucleotides. RefSeq lists its product as uncharacterized. The coding region runs from base 116 to 2242 and encodes 708 amino acids. NCBI's taxonomy places the organism in Eukaryota, Viridiplantae, Streptophyta, Magnoliopsida, Fagales, Betulaceae. The transcript has 9 exons. The record is from RefSeq and is a predicted model, not a curated record. Gene Ontology annotation, cellular component: chloroplast outer membrane. Gene Ontology annotation, biological process: chloroplast organization.
UUAAACCCUAUUGGAGUCAUCUGAUCACCAGAACGGUAAAACAAGUUUUAUGGUCUUUCGUCAUCAUCAACAUCAUCAUUCAAGACUUUAUAGGACUUGGUUUUAGUCAUACGCCAUGGCUACAGGGAGCUGCUGCGGUUUGACACCAUCGCUGUUUCCUCGCAAGCCAUAUGGAUUUGAUCAGGCAAUGAAACGCUAUGAGAAACCCAAGAAGCUAUCCAAGAAUCCGAAGGAAGAGCAAGGCAUGACAAUAGGUAGCAGAUUUGGUUAUACCUGCAGCAACUUGAUUUUGUUGAUGGAGCUCCGAAAGAAGAUCAUGACCUUUCGGGACAUCAUUGAUCUACCUCCAUGCGAUGGCUCAGCAUCCAUAAAUGAGCUGGUGAUGGGCACAAUGCAAGAUCUCCAAAAGUUUUACCCUGAAAUUAUGCCAAGUAAUCGACUGUCAGAAACUAAGGGAGUAUCUGUAGAUCAGGGUCUAGCUUACUUCGUCGGGGCUUUGAAGUCUAUUGGAGAUUCAUGGAUGUUGAAUCAUGGUUGGAUGGACAAAUUUAAUUAUAAUUUAUCAUCAUAUAAGGAGAACAUCAGUCCUGAGGAACUUGUUGAGUUUGUCGUGGAAGCACUGGAUUGCAUGAUUAAGAUGGCACGAGAAAGGUUCGAUAUCAUGGAUGAAGAUGACCAGAAAAAGGACAAUAGUAACGCAUUUGAUAAAAUCUUGCUGGAGUCCUAUUCAGACAACAACACCUCCUGCUGUCAUUCUCCAGCUUCUCCAGUCACCCCGACCUCAGUACUUUCAGAUCAAUCAUCCACUGCUUAUACGAAAUCUGGAGAGAAAGCAAACAUUUCCUAUAACCCACCUAUUCUCUGGUCUCUCAGAGUUCGAGCAGUGGGAAAACUGAACCAAGUUGAUGCAAAGCGCCUCUCACUCAACACAUUAUCAAGUGUAGGAGGCUGUGAUUCCAGCGCUUUGAGUGUAAACAAAAAGGUUGAUGAACCAAUGACACGGGUGGAAGAAAAGAGCAAUUUUGGAUUGACAACUGCCAAUCAUGAAACCAGAGAUAGACCAGAACUUCCAUCAAAUGCUGUACCAACCAGACUAUACCCUCCUCCGCCACCACCGCCACCACUACCACCCAUGGCAUCACAAACAAUAAAAGCAGCUCCACCUCCUCCGCCGCCCAUGAUGCCUUCUAAAGGAGUAGCACCGCCUCCUCCGCCGCCCAUGAUGCCAUCUAAAGGAGUAGCACCACCGCCACCGCCGCCCAUGAUGCCUCUGAAAGGAUCAGUGCCAUCACCAUUACCCAUGCCACUUGCAAAUGGAGCUGCAUUUCCACCACCUCCUCCACUUGUUGGAGCAAAAUCCUUGCGCCCCAAAAAAGCAACUACUAAAUUGAAGAGGUCAUCCCAAAUGGGUAAUUUGUACCGGGUUCUUAGGGGGAAAGUGGAAGGAUCUAAUCUUGACGGUAAAUCAUGUAACGGGAGAAAGAGUGCGAUUGGUGCCUGCAGUGCUGGUGGAAAACAAGGACUGGCUGAUGCUCUAGCAGAGAUGACAAAAAGAUCAGCAUACUUCCAACAAAUUGAAGAAGAUGUUCAAAAGUAUGCAAAAUCAAUAACGGACCUGAAGCUUACCAUUAAUACUUUCCAAACAAAGGACAUGGCUGAGCUGAUCAAAUUCCACAAAACCAUUGAAUCCAUUCUUGAGCAUUUAACUGAUGAAUCACAGGUGUUAGGAAGGUUCGAAGGCUUCCCUGUAAAGAAGUUGGAAACGUUAAGGACAGCAGCAGCCCUCUACUCAAAGUUGGAUGCCAUAGUCACUGAACUGCAUAGUUGGAAGAUAGUGGCUCCCUUGGGUAAGCUGCUUGACAAAGUUGAAUGCUACUUCACUAAGAUCAAAGGAGAAGUGGACGCAAUAGAACGAACCAAAGAUGAAGAGUCCAAGAAAUUUCAGAGUCACAAUAUUGAUUUCGACUUCCAUAUCCUUGUAAGAAUCAAAGAAGCAAUUGUAGAUGUUUCCUCAAGCUGCAUGGAGUUGGCUCUAAAGGAGAGGAGGGAAGCAAAGGCAUCAGAGAAUAAAGAACCAGGACCGAAAAGUGACGCACGAACAAAGGGAUGUGCCAAAUUGCUGUGGAGGGCUUUCCAAUUUGCAUUUCGGGUCUAUACUUUUGCUGGUGGACACGAUGAUCGAGCUGACAAGCUGACAAGAGAAUUGGCUCAUGAAAUAGAGAAUGAUCCUCACCACCAGUGACUUAUUUUCUACUUUCGUGGCCACUUCAAAAACCACACAAUAAUAUAUUCCAGACAUAUACUUUACAUAUUUUGUGAGAUAUCUGUCGAAACGAUGUUCGUGCUGAAGGCUGGCAUCUGUGUGCCGGCCAUGUAAAUCCUACAAUAUAUGUUUUGUUAAAAUACAUAAAAUAAUUUUGAAAAAAAGAUCAAAUUGGUACUUCAA